Molecule: messenger RNA, 843 nt
Organism: Cucumis sativus (cucumber)
Lineage: Eukaryota; Viridiplantae; Streptophyta; Magnoliopsida; Cucurbitales; Cucurbitaceae
Exons: 1
Coding region: 1-843 (280 amino acids)
Source: RefSeq, a predicted model, not a curated record
AUGAGAUUGAAGGAUUCAAAUAUAUUUAAGAUUAAAAAGUAUGUCAAAGUUCAUUCGUGUUCUCUUGACGUUUUGAAUCGUGACCAUAGGCAAGCAAAAUCUUGGGUUGUUGGAGAAUUAAUAAAGUCAAAGUUCAAGGGAGUCGGUCGUCUAUACAAACCGCGUGAUAUCAUAGAAGACAUGAGGCAAGACUAUGGCAUAAAUAUGAGUUAUGAAAAAGCAUGGCGCGCUAGAGAAAAUGCGUAUGAACGAGUGCGCGGGUGUCCUGAAGAGUCAUAUAAUCUAUUGCUUAGAUAUGGUGAAGCUCUCAAACUUGCAAAUGUAGGUACAAUAUUUCACAUGGAACUUGAAGAUAAUCGUUUCUUCAAAUAUCUUUUUAUGGCUGUUGGUCCAUGUGUUCGAGGAUUCUUAAACUGCAUUAGACCGGUUAUAGUCAUGGAUGGAACAUUCCUUAAGAACAAAUAUCGGGGUCAGUUGAUAGUUGCUGUUUGCUUGGAUGGUAACAAUCAAAUUUAUCCUCUUGCCUUUGGAGUGGUGGACAGAGAAACAGAUGCUUCAAUACAGUGGUUCUUAGAGAAAUUGAAAGGUGCAAUAGGAGAGGUGCCUAAUCUAGGCUUCGUGACAGAUCGAAAAACAUGUUUUUCUAAGUGUAUUGCAUCGGUUUUUCCCUCCGCAUUCCAUGGACUUUGUGUCCAACACUUGACUCAAAAUUUGAAUGAUAAAUACAAGAAUGACACUAUAGCUACUUUGUUUUACAAUGCAUCUAGAACAUACGUGAAUCAACGUUCUCAGAAGCGUGGAGAAGUAUUCUUGCAUUUCCUAAUGAUUCAGGAAAAUAUUUAA